AUGUAUCUGUCUUGUGUAGGUAUUGACGUCGUUGGUGGCAGGAGCAGUGAAUCGAUACGGCCUGUUGCUCUCCCAGACGCAUUCAGUAAUGAUGGUUUCAGCCUAAGGCCUUCGUGGUAUCCUUCUGCAGUGGGCCACACUGCAUCCAAGCGAGCCGUUCGGAACGAUAGUCGAGAUGGUAUCGUAGUCAUGACGUCGGUCAUAGUUGAAGCGCCACAGUCUCAGGGAAGGAACGCAGUCCUCACCCCCGCAUCAGUGACUGCCGUAAGUGGAAUCCCGUAUCACCCCCUCUUCCGUUCCACACAUUUUCCUCUACCCACGCAUCACUCUGUUUUCUCAGCCUUCAGAAUUCAUCUCAUCCUCAAACUGUAUACCGCUCCUGCAUCAUCAUCUCAGCUUCAUCCCUCUUCGCAAGCACAAACGCAAUCUCCGACCCCACGGCCACCACGACUGUCGCCACCAUCCCGAUCGGCGCCCCGAUAG
Molecule: messenger RNA, 483 nt
Organism: Bipolaris maydis ATCC 48331
Lineage: Eukaryota; Fungi; Ascomycota; Dothideomycetes; Pleosporales; Pleosporaceae
Source: RefSeq, a predicted model, not a curated record